GUAGUGGAGCAGCAGUUCCUAUUCUCAGUGAUAAGGCAAAAUUUCCUUCAUUUUUCCGAACCAUUCCAAACCAAGACUUCGAAGCACUGGCCAUCACACAAUUAAUGCUUUACUUUGGCUGGAGCUGGGUUGGUAUUUUACUUGAAGACAAUGAUUAUGGACAGUUAGGAAGCCAAAGUCUGAAAAAAGAACUUUUGAAGAGUGGAGUUUGCAUUGCCUUCUCAGAGACUAUUCCCGUGCGCUAUUCCAAAUGGAAAAUUCUUUGGAUUAUUGAUGUUAUAAAGAAAUCAUCUGCAGAUAUAAUUAUUGUUGUUUCAACUGAAUCUAAUUUUAUUCCAUUAAUGGAAGAACUUUCAGUACAGAAUAUUACUGGAAAAGUUUGGCUUGCCUAUCACAGCUGGUCAGAUACACCAAAUGUUUCUAAGAAACAAUAUGUCAGAUCAUUCAUGGGUACUGUUGGCAUUGGUUUCCAUAAUAGACUGAUCCAUGGAUUUCAGAGUUUCUUACUUAAUAUUCAUCCUGCUGCAGCAGUAAAUAAUAUUUUUAUUAAAAUUUUCUGGGAAGAAGCAUUUGGGUGUAAAUGGCCGAGCUUUCUUUCAACCAAUACAAGUACCUUGGAGAAAAAUGGCAUAGUUUGCACAGGAGAUGAGAAAUUGGAACAAAGCUUUCAGCUUUUUUUCACAGAACGUAACAUAAGAAGCACAUAUUAUACCUAUACUGCAAUUUAUUCAGCGGCCCAUGCUCUUCAUGACCUUUUGACUUGCAAAGCUGGUAAUGGGCCAUUUUCCAAUCGUACAUGUGCAAAUUUCCAAGACAUUCAUCCAUGGCAAAUGUUCUACUAUCUGAGAAAUGUGCACUUUAAAAUAUCAUUUGGUGAAGGCAUAUUUUUUGAUGUGAAUGGCGAUCCACCUGCUCUCUCAGAUAUUAUAAACUGGCAGUUAUCAGAUGGAGGUACCCUGCAGUAUGUCAUUAUUGGGGUCUUAAAUUCUAGUGCCUCACUGGGUGAAAGAGUCAAGCUCACAGAAGAAGUGGUUUGGAAUGAAGGCUUUCAGAAGACACCUCGCUCUGUUUGUAGUGAAAGCUGCCUCCCAGGGUACCAUAAAUCUGUUCGACAAGGGGAGCCAAUAUGUUGCUUUGACUGCAUUCCAUGUUCAAAAGGAGAAAUAGCAAAUCAAACUGAUUCUGUUGAGUGCUUCAAAUGUGGCAGAGAUUACUGGUCGAAUGAAAGGCAGGAUACAUGUCUCUCAAAACCUAUUGAAUUUCUGUCUUAUGAAGAACCCUUGGGUAUCACACUUGCUACACUCAGUAUUUCAUUUUCCUUCAUCACUGCAUGGAUUCUUGUGAUUUUCAGCAUUUAUCGAGGAACCGCUAUAGUUAAAGCAAACAAUCUUGAACUUAGCUACGUUCUCCUGUCUGGCCUCAUACUUUGCUUCCUCUGUACAUUGGCAUUUAUUGGCUAUCCUGGAAGAACCUCCUGCUUGCUCCGCCAGACAGCCUUUGGUAUUAUAUUUGCUUUAUGUGUUUCCUGUGUUCUUGCUAAGACAAUUACUGUGAUAGUUGCUUUCAAUGCAACAAAACCAGACAGUAAGUUAAGAAAAUGGGUGGGGUCAAAAUUACCUGUCUCCGUCAUACUCACCUGCUCUUUACUUCAGGUUAUGAUUUGUACUGCUUGGCUGCUGUUAUCUCCUCCUUAUCCAGAUGAGAACACAUCUGCCAAAACUGGAACUAAAAUUAUUGAAUGUAAUGAAGGUUCUAGUAUUGCAUUCUGGUGUAUGCUGGGCUAUGUUGGUGUUCUGGCCAGCAUUAGCUUUAUAGUUGCCUUCCUAGCUAGGAAUUUGCCUGAUAGCUUUAAUGAAACCAAAUUUAUUACCUUCAGCAUGCUAGUUUUUGUUAGUGUCUGGCUGUCCUUUGUCCCUGCUUACCUUAGCACAAGAGGAAAGUACAUGGCUGCUGUGGAGAUAUUUGCUAUCUUAUCUUCAAGCGCUGGCUUGCUAGCUUGCAUUUUUUUCCCAAAAUGUUACAUAGUUUUGUUAAGGCCAGAAAUGAAUACAAAGGAAUAUUUAAUGGGUAAAAGCAAACAAACGUGA
This is a messenger RNA of Protopterus annectens (West African lungfish), 2087 nucleotides long. RefSeq names its product extracellular calcium-sensing receptor-like. The record is from RefSeq and is a predicted model, not a curated record. Gene Ontology annotation, molecular function: G protein-coupled receptor activity. The coding region runs from base 105 to 2087 and encodes 660 amino acids. Gene Ontology annotation, cellular component: membrane. Gene Ontology annotation, biological process: G protein-coupled receptor signaling pathway. The transcript is spliced from 4 exons. NCBI's taxonomy places the organism in Eukaryota, Metazoa, Chordata, Ceratodontiformes, Protopteridae.